AUGAUAAAUAUAACUAGACCAUUAACCCCUAAAUCUAUUGGGAAAUCAAUUUCACAACAUCCUUACAAAUCCAUUCAAACUAAAUCUAACCAACAAAAUAAUAACAACAACACCACCACUACCACCACUACCAGUAGUAAAUCAUUUGUUCAAGAAAAAUAUCCUUCUCAAUUAUAUGAAUCAGAAAUUAAAAUUCAUAAUCAAAGUCUUGCUGAAUAUGAUUUAGAUAUUUAUGAUAUUAUGGUUGAUUUAAUUGAAACUAAUAAACCCAAUUUAACAUUAUAUAAACAACAACCUUAUUUAACAUUCACUAUACGAUUAAAAUUAAUUGAUUUUUUAUUAAAAAUGUCGAUUCGAUUAAAAAUUUUACCAUUUGUAUUUUUUAAAGCGGUGAAAAUAUUUGAUAGAUAUUGUUCUAAAAGAAUAGUUUUAUUAGAUCAAUCACAAUUAAUUAUAACUACUUGUUUAUGGAUUGCUAGUAAAAUAAUGGGAGGAAAUAAUCAUUUUGUUAAUAUUAAUAAUUUAGAUAAAAUUGGUCAUGAAAAUUUCCGUACUAUUAGUGAUUUAGGUUAUGGUUGUGGUGGUAAAUAUCUUGGUCCAACAGAAAGAUUUCGAUUACCUAAAUUACAUGAAUUAGUUAAAUUAUGUGGAGCAAAAUGUAAAUAUGAUCAAGGAAUGUUUAAACAAAUGGAAGUCCAUGUAUUGAAUACUUUAGAUUGGUCAUUGAAUGAUCCUUCCAUUGAAGAAUUCAUUAUUGAUAGUCAUGAAUUUAAUAUCACCAAUAUUAAUUCUCAUGAAUAUGAAAAUAAUAAUAUUACUACCACCACCACCACCACCACCACCAAUACCACCAUUGAAAGUGAUAACAAUGAUGGUAAUGAAUUUUUCAAAAUUAAAGAAUUUCUUAGUUAUGCUGCUUUAUAUUCUCAUGAUUUAAUUGAUACUAAUAUAAUUGAAUUGGGUCAAGUUAUUAUGGAUUUAAUUAAUGAAACCUUCCAAUUACAACCAUGUGAUAAUCAUUAUCAAACUAUUUUAAAUUGUGAUAGUCAAUAUCCUAUUAGAUUUGAUAUGAAUCGUUAUAAAUAUAUUAAAAAAGCUAUGAUUAAAUCAGUUUUAAAUGCUUCUGAUUUUAUGAUGAAAAUUUUUAAUUCAAAAGGUCCACAAUAUAUUUAUGAACAAUUUAAUUUACAAUAUAAACUUAAUUAUCAUACUAAUAGUAUUAUUGGAUUUAAUAAUAACAAUAAUAAUAAUAAUUAUUCUACUACAUCAUCAGCCAUAGCUACAUCUACAUCUACAUCUACAUCACCAGCAACUGAUAAUAUCAAUACUACUCCAACUAAUUCCAAUUCCAAUUCCAAUUCUAGUUCUGGUUCUGGUUCUGGUGUUACUACAACACCUAUAUCAUCAUAUAUUGGUUAUAGUAGUUCAAGAUCAUCAUCAGUAUCAUCUUCUUCAUCUGCUGCAUCAUCAAAUGCAAAUACACCAAAUUCAUCAUCAUGUAGUACUACUUCAACUACUCCAUUAGGUAUGACACCUCAUAAGAGACAAAAGAAUUAUUCAAAUUCUUCAUCAACUUCAUCAACUUCUUCAUCAUCGUCAUCAUCAUCAUCAUCAUCAGGGUUAAAUAAUGGUAAUUCUACAAUAUCACCAGUUGAUUCAACAACAAAUUCUCAUAUGAAGAAUUUAUCCCAAUCACUGCAAAAUUAUCAAUAUCAAUAUCAAUAUCAAUAUCAUAUUAAUAACAAACCAUCAUUAUCAGUAUCAAUACCACCACCACAAAUGCAUUCCCAUAAUCAUCAUCAUCAUCAUCAUUCUACAGUUUAUCAAAUGGUGACACCACCAAAUCUGGCCAAUAAAAAUUCCAAUAAACAAUCCGCCACCAACAACAACAACACUACCACAACUACUAAUGGUAAUAGCCAACUUCCUGCACCUCAUCAAUUAUCAUAUAAUAAUUAUUUUAAUUCUCCAAAUAUGCAACCACCACCACCAAUGAAAUAUACUCCUGGUCGAAAACAACAACAACAACAACAACAAUUAUAUCAAAGUGAUAAUUCUAGUAUUAAUUCAAAGCUCAAUAUCAAUAACAACAGUAACAACAUUUCUUCUUCAGCAGCUAGUAUUGCUUCAUCAAUAUCAACCAAUAAUUAUGAUAAUGAUAAUGAUUUAUUUUCAAGUAGUAGAAGAUUUAUGAAUUAUUCAAAUUAUUCUUCAAGUACAAUUAGUGGUAGUGUAAUGAGUGGAAUCAUAGGUAAUGGAAAUAAUAAUAAUAACAACAACAAUGGUGGUAAUAACAAUACUGAUAAUAGUGGUGUUGGUGUUGGUGGUGUUGGUGGUGUUGGUACUCCAAUUAGUGAAAAUGAUUCUCCAAUCUAUACUAAAACUCGAUUAUGUAAUAUGAUCCAUUAA
Molecule: messenger RNA, 2409 nt
Organism: Candida dubliniensis CD36
Lineage: Eukaryota; Fungi; Ascomycota; Pichiomycetes; Serinales; Debaryomycetaceae
Gene: HGC1
Product: cyclin
Exons: 1
Coding region: 1-2409 (802 amino acids)
Source: RefSeq, a predicted model, not a curated record